CAGAGGCAGCAGUGAUGGCAGGCGCCACUGCUUUGCCACUUCAGGAAUUCAUCGCGUCAUUGGACAAUAACUGUCUGCCAAAAAUUUUGCAAGUUUGCUCUGGAGUAUAUUUCCAAGGUUCUAUAUAUGAAAUUUCUGGGAGUGAAGUGUGUUUUUCCACUGGGGAUCUAAUAAAGGUCACUAAAAUUGAGCUCCUAUCAGUUUCCUGUCAAGACGUAGCAAACAAUGAAACAUUUGAGCUGCCAAUCAGCCACACAGGCUUGUUCAGGGUCGUGCCAGAGGAGAUGCCGUACAGUACGGUAGAGGAGAUGGUCAGCAUGAGGCCAGUAGGCCUCGACUCCUCUCUUCCCUUCACUUUCUCCAGCCACUCCAAGAUGACCAUUGGCAAUCUAGCACUGGGAGCUGGGACAGCUUUGACUGUGCUCUCUGUUGAGAAACACAAGGAUCAAGAGGAUCAAGUCCGCUGCCUUAUUCGAGGACAACAAGAAGCCUCAGCUGAAGUGUGCAUCCCCGUUUCUUUCCGAGGGGAGUUCUACGAGUGUGAGAGUGAGGAGCGCUUUACCCUGCGGGAGAUCAUGUCCUCGUCGUCCCUGCGUAGCCGAAGGUUUCGCUUUGUCAAUGCUACCAAGUGUGAUCGGCUUCUUAUGCUCAGUCCAGUAUACCAUGUCCAGGCCGUCAUGAACUUGAGGAAGAAUGUGGUGAAGUUUCCAUCCAGCUUAGAAGUGGAUGUGGUCGAUGUCACCAAGCUGUGUAAAGAUGUGCAUUUUAUUGUACCCCUUUCUCUGAGUGAAGUCCACUCUGAGCCGAAUAAAUCAUUCCCUGGAGUGGUGGAGAUCAUCGAAGACCCAGAGACGCGCUCCCUGUUCAAGUGCAGCUGGCUACCGCAGCUUCGCAAGAAUGAGCAUCUGAUUUUUCACAAAAAAGGAACCUCGCCCAUGAUUUUAUUAUCCACUUUGAAAAGCAGGAAAACACCGCAGUACUUCCUGGUGUCUCAGCAAUAUGGUGGACGUUUCCGGAGACGGCCAAGAGAGUUUAAUUCAGUAUACGAGCUGUACGUUGCUUCAAUCCACGCGCCAGGUCUGAAGGUCAGCGUAACAAGGAACUGUGAGGAAGUGGAAGAGGAGGGACUCCCUGCCCUCAGUGUGGGGGAACAGCUUGAGGUUGUGCGCUGCGAUAGGAUGGUUUUACCCUGUGAAGGCAAAGCAGGACAGAAGCAGUCGGUAGAGGCUCUUUUGUGUUAUCGCCUUCAAGAGUCGGACGAUGAGGAUGAUGAUGAUGAUGAUGAUGAGGAUAAGGUGAAAAGGGAGGAUGAAAAGGAGGAGAUUAUUAUGCCUCUUUACAUGGAGGGUCACUUUGUGGAAGUACUCAGUGACAACAGGAAGUACAAACUCAGUGACUUGGGGAAGGAGUUUAACUUGCCUCUGGAUGUUAAAGUGGUGGGCCGUGAUACAGAACUCGAGAAGGAUCCCCUCUAUGGGUUUUCAUGUCUCAGAAUAGAGGCAGCUAUGUUGGAACCCACCAUUCAGGCAAGCUUUGUACACAAGCCAGAGUACUGUUUCGAGAUCCCAACGCAGUGGCUCUCAAUGUCUGUCUAUUUUACUACAGACCCCCUCCCAUGGCCCAAAGAUCAACCCCCCAAGUGUCAAGUGGAAAGAGUUACCGAAGUUGCAGACACAUUCUUUUAUGAGUUUCGCAAAUUUGGUAACUCAGACGCGGAGCCGCCACCUCGACCACCAAAGCGAAACAUGUCAUUUUCGGCACCUCCCAAAAAAACAAAGAAAUCAAAGAAGGCAAACAAAUCCAAACAUCAAGGAGAUAAAAGCGUCCCAACCAAACAGUUCAGCGACUUGACUUUGAAUAACAAAAAGAGGCCCCCCGCUCCACCACCUCCCGCUAAUGAAGAUGAGCCUCCACCACUUGUGCCCCGAAAGUUCUCAGCGGCUGACCAAACCAUAGGCAAGGCUCUGCCAAACACUUAUGUACAAAUGAAGGAGUCUACUAAAACAGGGAGUGUGCCUGAGGAUGAAAGUGGGGACAGUGACCAUGACUAUGAAACUGUGGAUGACACUUUGGCCGUUAUGAUGAAGAAAGCACAAGAAAAUGUUAUGUACUACUAAAUGAAAUAUCUUCUACAUCUUCUGCAACAGAGAAAAAUCCUGCUUGAGCAAUGAGAACUGAACUGUUGGCGAAGGUAUUGCAGAUUGUGAGUCCACUCACUGAAAAAAAGGUCUGAAUUGUUUUUUUUUAUUUUUGUGUUUGUUUUUUUUUUACCAACUAUAAGGAUGGAUGAAUUUAAUAUAUAGCUUGACAUAACUUUAAAUUAUUCAACAUAUUCCUGAGAGUAUACAAGCAAAGUUUCUCCGAUGAUCCAUGACAUAUUUUGAAGGAUAUAAAACUAUAAUAUAUAAUUUUACCCGCACCCCUCCCCCCAUCCUACAAGUGCUGUGCAGGGCUGGUUGGCAUGACAUCAUUUAGUAACAGCUUAGCCCAGAAUAAAUACAAACUUGGUGGUGUUUUCACAUGUUUUCUCACAUGGUCAGCAAAAUUUCUUUUUACCUCAUAACUUUAUACCCAGAACUAUACUUCACUGUUUUCAGUAAUCGUGUAUUCAAACUUUGAACACAUACCACUCUUGUAAUUUUAAACACUUUUUGUUGUACACAAACUUGUUUAGAAAUUGUUGAUUUAACCAUGUAGUAAUUGAGGCUAUGUUUAGGCUAGGUCCGUAUUUAUAUUGUGAGGUACUAAGUAGCUAGUUACUGUAUAUAAUACCUUCUUGUGCAUAGUUACAGCAACAAACUAUAGGAUAAUAUGCAGUCGAACAUGACACCAUAAAUUACAGCCUUUAAAAUUACCAGUGUUAAAUCAAUAACUUCUCUUAAAAAUGCAUAUUAAUAAGCUUCAAACUGGCUUCAAUGGAUUGUAUUCUGUUGCACAAGUAUACAACAUAUGUGUAUGUCAAACUCCUACUGCAUAGAUGCAAACUCUAAAGAGAAAUAGCUCACCCCACUCAUUGAUGGAAGGCAUUUGUCUAAACCGCAACAUUGUAACGCUGCAGCACCGGUAGCAGAAGCCGUCCCUCUAACCACAUCAAACUAUUUAUCUGUGAACAGAAAUGUAUUUGCCUUUUUUUUUUUAUUUUGCAAAUUAACUCCAGGGAGGAGUAGAAACAUUUUCACUGGAAAUAAAAGUAUGUUUUGCAUCUUUGUUAACCGAUGGACAACCCAUUUUGUGC
This is a messenger RNA of Neolamprologus brichardi, 3235 nucleotides long. It is a transcript of the gene themis2, whose product is annotated as thymocyte selection associated family member 2. NCBI's taxonomy places the organism in Eukaryota, Metazoa, Chordata, Actinopteri, Cichliformes, Cichlidae. Gene Ontology annotation, cellular component: nucleus; cytoplasm. Gene Ontology annotation, biological process: T cell receptor signaling pathway. The record is from RefSeq and is a predicted model, not a curated record.